UGGUGCGUGAGGCUCCAAAGGCCCUUCGAGGCCGACGUCCCGGCGGAGCUUCGUCAAAUCAGGCACCGUCGUAACAACAUCUUGAUAAUCCUUCCUCCUUGCACACUUUAUUUGCAAGGUUUCCCCUCACUUUGACGGUCCACGAAGCUUGGCCGCUUUGCCGCGCCUCCGCAUCUGAUCGGGCAUUGGCGUGCGCGACAAGGAUGCUUAGUUCUAUCUAUGCACUGUGAGGCACGCGUCGUUGACAACACCUGCGAUCCGGCAUCUCAUCAUCAUCAUCACGAGUCGAGGAAAACAACAUGACUGAGCCCGAGCUUGCAGACCUUAUCCCGAAGCCACAAUUUCUACAAGACCUCGAACAAGACGGCUUUGUGGUCGUGCCCAACGUCCUGCCCAAACCAUCAUGCGACGAGUUCGUCGAGCAGGCUUGGGAGUGGCUCGAGUCGGCUUCCCAUGGCUUCAGGCGGGAUGAUCGAAGCACUUGGACAGCCGAGCAUCUUCCGUACGGCCAUGACAGAGGUCUCUACAACCGCUAUUGUGUCAACCACGAAGCCUUCGUGUGGAGGAUCCGCUCUCACCCGGGCAUUUUGAAAGUCUUCUCUCAAGUCUGGGGAACAGACGAUCUUAUCGCCUCGUUUGACGGCAUCAAUAUCUCUUUACCCGUCAACCCGGAAGUUGGUCGGACAGAUAUUGCGGCGACGAAGCCAUGGCCACACAUUGAUCAGAACCCUCGGACCAUUGACAAGCUAGAACUUUACCAAGGCAUCGCCAACAUUGCGCCAAAUGGUCCCCUAGAUGGGGGAUUGGUUGUGCUUUCCGGUUCACACAAGCUGCACACCGAGCACUUUGACUCGACAGGGGGCUUCAGAGCCCAUCAGGAUUCCGGCCUGGCCGAAAAUGGCUACAACUUUCUGCCAGAGGAUGUUGCGUGGUAUCAUCGUCAAGGCUGCAAACAAGUAAAAAUCUGCGCAAAUGCCGGCGAUUUGAUUCUCUGGGACAGUCGCACCAUUCACUGGAACUGCACUCCAACACAGAGCCAGACAAGAUUCGCCGCGUACGUCUGUUAUUGUCCGCGCAGCCGAAUGAGCGACGAGGACCUGAAGACAAAGAGCGAGAUUUUCGAUCUGCGCAAGGGCACGACGCACUGGCCUAAUAAGAAUAUCGUGCCGGCAGACAGACCCGGCUACCACUACGCAAAGCCAAGGCGUCCCGACGAUUCCUUGGAUUCUGCAAACAGAGAACGGCCCUUCAAUGAACCACAUGUCACGCCAAGUGUCUUGAGUCUUGUAGGUGUGCGUCCGUGA
Zymoseptoria tritici IPO323 is the source of this 1304-nucleotide messenger RNA. RefSeq lists its product as uncharacterized. Lineage: Eukaryota; Fungi; Ascomycota; Dothideomycetes; Mycosphaerellales; Mycosphaerellaceae. The transcript is spliced from 2 exons. The coding region runs from base 300 to 1304 and encodes 334 amino acids. The record is from RefSeq and is a predicted model, not a curated record.